AUGGCCGACUCCGCUCCCAAAGUUGCCGCUGAAGAGCGCAUCGAAGCGCCGGAUGUGAUCGAUCGAAAAGCCCAGACACUUGCAAACCAGAUAAAGAAAAGCAAACACUUCAUUGUUUUCACCGGUGCUGGCAUCUCCACGUCAGCAGGCAUUCCUGACUUUCGAGGCCCGGAUGGUGCCUGGACGCUUCUAGCUCAAGGAAGACAGCGAACUGGGAAAGUUGUUAGUACGCUGCAAGCUAUACCGACGCCUACACAUAUGGCGCUUAUAGAGCUGCAAAAUCAAGGUUUCCUCAAGUACCUUGUCAGCCAGAAUUGUGACGGGUUGCACAGGAAGAGCGGGAUGUUGCCGAGCUUCACGGUAACAGCAAUAUUGAGUCUUGCAAAGACUGCGGGAAAGAGUACCUUCGGGGUGAGUGUCGCCUUCUCAAGAAUCAUUAUAAGAUUACGCUCACACCCAAGAGACUUCCGCGCCGUAGCAACCUACGAGAAGACGGUCCACGAUCACCGCACUGGGCGGAAAUGUGCCCUUUGUGGCGGAGUGCUGCUGGACAGCAUCGUCAACUUCGGCGACUUUCUACCCGAAGCGCCUCUCCAAAACGCAGAAGACAACGCCAAAAAAUCUGAUCUUUGCCUUGUCCUCGGGUCCUCUAUCACGAUACCCCCAGCCUGCACAAUACCCGAAAUUGUAGGUAAAAAGAAAAGUGCUAAACUUGCCAUCUGCAACCUUCAAGAGACACCGCUAGAUUACCUUUCAACUAUGCGCAUUUAUGCCAAGUCUGAUGACUUGAUGAUCCGCGUCAUGGAGAAACUCAAUCUUUCUAUUCCGACGUUUAUUCUUCGUCGCCGUGUAGUUAUCGAUGUGGAGAUGAAGCAAGAUAAGCCGCGGUUGACAGUCUACGGUGUUGAUGUGGAUCUAACCCCCGCUACGUUCCUUAAAUCCGUCAAACUGAAAUACAACCGACGUAUAGUUCGGUCCGAGCCGUUUGUGUUCAACUUCCGUACUGGCUUAGAGUCCCCGUUGGAAUUAAAGUUCAAGCUCGAGUUUAUGGGGCAUUACGGCGAGCCUGAUUUGGAGAUUGCCUUCGAAUACAAUGAGAGCAAUACACAGGCUGUAUAUCUUCUCGAAUACAACCCUCAGAGUGGGGAGUGGAAGACGAUUAAGCAGAAAGGUCUUUCUGCGAGUGAAAAGGCACGAGGUGAUGUGGAGAUGGAAGGAAGCUCGGUAUUAGAGGAUGACUCUAUACCGGAGUUCAGAAUGCCUGUUUUAGUAUGA
Lachnellula hyalina is the source of this 1275-nucleotide messenger RNA. RefSeq names its product NAD-dependent protein deacetylase (gene SRT1). The record is from RefSeq and is a predicted model, not a curated record. The transcript is spliced from 3 exons. The coding region runs from base 1 to 1275 and encodes 424 amino acids. Gene Ontology annotation, molecular function: NAD+ binding. Lineage: Eukaryota; Fungi; Ascomycota; Leotiomycetes; Helotiales; Lachnaceae.